AUGUCUGAAUCUAAGGCAAAACAAACUGAAGACAAACGAACAAGUGAAAACAACUCCGAUGCUGGAAACAAUGAAAGCAUAGAAAACUCAUUAAAAGAAAUAAACAAAAAAUUGGCAAAUGUCAUAACAAAGGAUGAUGAUAGUCUGAGAGGCAUGAUGACAACUUUAAUAAAUGAUAUGAAAACCGAUUUGUUAAAAUCUUUUGAACACAAAAUCGAAGUACUGGAGUCGGCUUUGCAUGAUUCACGGCAAGAAAAUGAACAGCUGCAAAAAAGAAUAGAAAAUUUAGAAAAAACAUGUGAGAAUGAAAAAGAUAAGGCCAGUCAGAAAACGGUCGAUAUGAGAAACGUCACUCUUCUUCAAGGCGGAAAACUUAAUGACCUUGAACAAUAUAGUAGAAGGAAUAGCCUCAAAAUUGCCGGAAUCCCAGAAACAACGAAUACGGGCAAAAACUCGUAUGAGACUGCGGAGCAAUCUACAAAGAAGGUCAUUGAAAAACUCAAUUCGACCAUUGAAUGCCUAAAUUUAAAUACAAGUGACAUUGAUAUAUCUCACCGAGUUGGAAAAAAAUACAAAGAUAAGCAUAGGCAAAUAUUAGUAAAGUUUGUGUCACGACACGUGCGAGACAAAGUCAUGAUGAACCGGCGAGUUUUUAAGGGUACACAAAUUUUCAUCAACGAGGAUUUGACAAAACUCAACCAACAUGUCCUGGGCAGUAUAAGAAAAUCGAUUCCAGAAUCAGAAGCGGUGUGGACAUGGGGUGGUUCAAUUUUUCACAAAUCUUCAAGUGGCAAAAUACAACCAGUCCCUUUCACUUCCUACAAAGAAUGGCUAGGUGUCGACUGGGACAAGUCCAUUCUGGGUCAGCGUCUACCUACAUAA
This is a messenger RNA of Mya arenaria, 882 nucleotides long. Its product is annotated as girdin-like. Bases 1 to 882 code for a protein of 293 amino acids. NCBI's taxonomy places the organism in Eukaryota, Metazoa, Mollusca, Bivalvia, Myida, Myidae. The transcript has a single exon. The record is from RefSeq and is a predicted model, not a curated record.